Messenger RNA from Miscanthus lutarioriparius, 672 nucleotides. Lineage: Eukaryota; Viridiplantae; Streptophyta; Magnoliopsida; Poales; Poaceae. The record is from the annotation of a GenBank genome assembly.
AUGGCGGCCUCCUCCGCCUCCCUCCUCGCCCGCCGCCUCAUCCUGUCCCGCCGCUUCCUGUCACCCCCCCUCAGCUCCUUCUCCACCACCACGACGCCCAGUUCCUCGACCUCUUCCCCCUCGUUCAACGGAUCCGAUGCGGAGUCCGACCCUGAGCACGAGCACGACCAGCCCCCCGCGGGCCAGGACCGUCAGCAGACGUCGAACCGCCCGCGCCCACCAGACACCACCCGCCCUCUCGAGAACGGCCUCGAUCCUGGCAUCUACAAGGCGAUACUGGUGGGGAAGGUCGGGCAGGAGCCGAUACAGAAGCGGCUGCGGAAUGGGAGGACCGUCGUGCUCUUCUCGCUCGGCACCGGCGGCAUCCGCAACAACCGCCGCCCGCUGGAUCGCGAGGAGCCGCACCAGUACGCCGACAGGUGCUCCGUGCAGUGGCACCGCGUCUGCGUCUACCCAGAGCGCCUCGGCACCGUCGCGCUUAAGAACGUCAAGACUGGAACUGUUCUCUACUUGGAAGGAAAUCUUGAGACCAAAGUGUUCUGUGAUCCAAUUACUGGGCUGGUUAGACGCAUAAGAGAAAUAGCUGUGCGUUCAAGUGGUCGUCUCUUGUUUCUGGGUAAUGACACCAAUGCUCCAAAGUUAGGUGAAGUCAAGGGCGUCGGCUACUUCUGA